This is a messenger RNA of Tupaia belangeri chinensis (Chinese tree shrew), 8527 nucleotides long. RefSeq names its product otogelin (gene OTOG). Gene Ontology annotation, cellular component: extracellular matrix. Lineage: Eukaryota; Metazoa; Chordata; Mammalia; Scandentia; Tupaiidae. Gene Ontology annotation, molecular function: alpha-L-arabinofuranosidase activity; protein binding. The record is from RefSeq and is a predicted model, not a curated record. Gene Ontology annotation, biological process: L-arabinose metabolic process.
CCACCAGGAGGCGACCCUUGACAGAGGAGAUGCGGCGACGGUGAUGGGAGGCCAGGAAGCUGAAGCUCUGGAUUCCACGGCCAUGUCCUCCUGGGAAAGGCGGCUCCAUCGGGCCAAGUGUGCACCAUCUUACUUGUUCUCCUGCUUCAACGGGGGUGAGUGUGUGCACCCAGCCCUCUGUGACUGCAGACGCUUCAAUGCCACAGGACCUCGCUGCCAGAUGGUGUACAACACUGGCCCCGAGCGGGACAGCAUUUGCCGGGCGUGGGGGCAGCACCACGUGGAGACAUUUGAUGGCCUCUACUACUACCUGUCCGGGAAGGGCAGCUACACGCUGGUGGGGCGCCACGAGCCGGAGGGGCAGAGCUUCUCUGUGCAGGUGCACAAUGACCCUCAGUGCGGCUCCUCCCCCUACAGCUGCUUGAGGUCAGUCAGCCUCUUCUUUGCGGGUGAGCAGGAGAUUCACCUGGCCAAGGAGGUCACCCACGGAGGCACCAGGAUCCAGCUUCCACACGUGACAGGGAGCCUACGCCUGCAGAAGCUUGCUGGUUACGUCAUUGUGCGGCACCAGUCGGCCUUCACGCUGGCCUGGGAUGGCGCCUCUGCCAUCUACAUCAAGAUGAGCCCCGAGUUCCUGGGCUGGACCCAGGGGCUGUGUGGGAACAACAAUGCUGACCCUCAGGAUGACUUGGUGACCAGCUAUGGGAAGCUGACGGACGACGUAGCUGAGUUUGUGCACAGCUGGCAGGAGUCAGCACCCAACCAGCUUCCCCGGCCCACAACCUCCUCCCUGCCUCGCCCACCAUGCCUACAGCAGAGCCUGGGAGCCAUGCAGGGUGUGUACGAGCGGUGCGAGGUGUUGCUGCGGCCCCCCUUCGACGCCUGCCACGCCUACGUCAGCCCCCUGCCCUUCACGGCCAGUUGUACCAGCGAUCUCUGCCAAUCGGUGGGUGAUGAAGCCACCUGGUGCCGGGCACUGACUGAGUAUGCCAGGGCAUGUGCCCAAGCAGGGCGGCCCCUGCAGGGCUGGAGGACGCAGCUCCUGCAAUGCACCAUCCACUGCAAGGAGAAGGCCUUUACCUACAACGAGUGCAUCGCUUGCUGCCCCGCCUCCUGCCAGCCCCGGGCACCCUGCGUGGACAGCGAGAUCGCCUGCGUGGAUGGCUGCUACUGCCCCGACGGGCUGAUCUUCGAAGACGGGAGCUGUGUGGCACCAGCUGAGUGUCCCUGUGAGUUCCACGGGACCCUGCACCCACCCGGCUCCGUGGUGAAGGAAGACUGCAAUGCCUGCACAUGUACUGCAGGAAAGUGGGUGUGCAGCACAGCAGUGUGCCCAGCGGAGUGCUCGGUGACUGGUGACAUCCACUUCACGACCUUCGAUGGCCGCCACUACACCUUCCCUGCCACCUGUCAGUACAUCCUGGCCAAGAGCCGCUCCUCGGGCACCUUCACGGUGACGUUGCAGAAUGCACCGUGCGGUCUGAACCAGGAUGGAGCCUGUGUCCAGUCUGUGUCAGUGAUCCUGCACCAGGACCCUCGGAGGCAGGUGACGCUCACCCAGGCAGGGGAUGUUCUUCUGUUUGACCAGUACAAGAUCACCCCGCCCUACACGGAUGACGCCUUUGAGAUCCGCAGGCUGUCCUCCGUGUUCCUGCGAGUGAAGACCAACGUGGGCGUGCGGGUGCUCUACGACCGUGAAGGCCUGCGGCUCUACCUGCAGGUGGACCAGCGAUGGGUGGAGGACACGGUGGGGCUCUGCGGCACCUUCAACGGCAACACCCAGGAUGAUUUUCUGUCCCCGGUGGGCGUGCCUGAGAGCACCCCGCAGCUCUUCGGCAAUUCUUGGAAAACACUGUCCGCCUGCUCUCCACUGGCCCCGGGCUCCCCACUGGACCCCUGUGAUGUGCACUUGCAAGCUGCCGCCUACGCAGUGCAGUCGUGCAGCGUGCUCACGGGGGAGCUGUUUGCGCCCUGCUCCGCCUACCUGAGCCCCGUGCCCUACUUCGAGCAGUGCCGCCGGGACGCCUGCCGCUGUGGGCAGCCCUGUCUGUGUGCCACGCUGGCCCACUAUGCUCACCUAUGCCGGCGCCACGGGCUGCCCGUCGACUUCCGUGCCCACCUGCCAGCCUGUGCACUGUCCUGUGAGGCCACCAAGGAGUACAACCCCUGCGUGGCCCCCUGUGGACAAACCUGCCAGGACCUGGCUGGCCUGGAGACCUGCGGGGCUGAUGGCGGCGGCGACCUCAGCAGCUAUGAGUGUGUGGAGGGCUGUGCGUGCCCACCGGACACCUACCUGGACACCCAGGCUGACCUCUGUGUCCCCAGGAACCAGUGCUCCUGCCACUUCCAAGGAGUGGACUACCCGCCUGGAGACAGCGACGUCCCUUCGCUGGGCCACUGCCACUGCAGAGAUGGAGUCAUGAGCUGUGACAGCAGAGCCCCAGCUGCCGCCUGCCCCGCGGGCCAAGUCUUUGUGAACUGCAGUGACCCACACGCAGACCCCGAGCUGAGUAGAGAGAGGACGUGUGAGCCCGUGCCAGCCCGUGGCCCCUGCCUCUCGGGUUGUGCCUGUCCCCAGGGCCUGCUCAGACACGGGGACGCGUGUUUCCUGCCGGAGGAGUGCCCGUGCACUUGGAAAGGGAAGGAGUAUUUCCCUGGGGACCAGGUGAUGUCUCCCUGCCAUACUUGCAUGUGCCAACAGGGCUCAUUCCGGUGCGCCUUCCAUCCCUGCGCCUCCACCUGCACGGCCUACGGCGACCGGCACUACCGCACGUUUGACGGACUCCCGUUUGACUUCGUGGGGGCCUGCAAAGUGCACCUAGUCAAGAGCACCGCGGAGUUCAGCUUCUCUGUGAUCGUGGAGAAUGUGAACUGCUACAGCUCCGGCAUCAUCUGCAGGAAGUUUAUCUCCAUCAACGUCGGCAACUCCAUCCUCAUCUUCGACGACGAGUCAGGGAACCCUAGUCCCGAGAGCUCCCUGGACGAGAAGCAGCAGGUGCUCACGUGGCGAGCGGGCUUUUUCACGCUGGUGCACUUCCCCCGGGAGCACAUCACCGUCUUGUGGGACCAGAGGACCACCGUGCACGUCCAGGCCGGGCCUCAGUGGCAGGGCCAGCUGGCAGGACUCUGUGGGAACUUCGAUUUAAAGACCAUUAAUGAGCUGAGGACCCCGGAGAACCUCGAGCUGAGCAGCCCCCAGGAGUUUGGCAGCAGUUGGGCUGCAGGCGAGUGUCCAGACACCCUCGACCCCCGGGACACAUGUGUCCUGAAUCCACUCCGAGAACCAUUUGCCAAGAAGGAAUGCAGCGUCCUACUCAGCGAGGUGUUUGAGACCUGCCACCCUGUGGUCGACGUCACCUGGUUUUACUCAAACUGCCUGACAGACACAUGUGGGUGCAGCCGGGGCGGUGACUGUGAGUGCUUCUGCGCCAGCGUGUCCGCCUACGCUCACCAGUGCUGCCAGCACGGAGUGGCUGUCGACUGGCGGACCCCGCGCCUCUGCCCAUAUGACUGUGACUUCUUCAACAAAGCCCUAGGUAAGGGCCCCUACCAGCUGUCCAGCUUGGCGGCCGACGGUGCCUUGGUGGCCGUGAAGGUGGUGGGCCGUGAUGUCGUCCUAGUAAGGGCAGAGGAUGUGGCACCGGGGGACAUCGUGAGCUUCCGGCUGACAGCUGCUCUGUACCAGGCCAAGGCCCACGACCCCGACGUGGUAUCCCUGGAGGCUGCAGACAGACCCAACUUCUUCCUCCACGUCACAGCCAACGGGUCUCUGGAGCUGGCUAAGUGGCAGGGCAGUGAGACCUUCCACCACCAUGCGUCCUUCUCACUGCACCGCGGGACGUGGCGGCCAGGCCUGGUGGCCCUGGAGUCCCUGGCACAGCCCAGCUCCUUCCUGUCCGGGCUGGGCCCUGCGCUGGCCCUGCGGCUGUACGAGCACUCCGAGGCAUUCCGCCGAGCCACACUCUUCCGCCUUCUGGAUGCCAAGCCCUCGGGAGCCGCCUACCCCACCUGUGAGUGGCGUUACGAUGCCUGUGCCAGCCCCUGCUUCCAAACCUGCCGGGACCCACAGGCGGCCAACUGCCGGGAUGUGCCCAGGGUGGAAGGCUGCGUGCCGGUGUGCUCUGCCCCCAAGGUCCUGGAUGAAGUCACACAGAGAUGUGUCUAUCUGGAGGACUGCGUGGAACCUGCCAUUCUGCUUCCCACAGAGGCCCUGGGCAAUGCGACCCUGCCUCCCAGUCAAGUGCUGUCUGGCCUCAGUGACAAGAAGCCACAGCUUCCACAGAAUCUCCCAGGACCCCCACCCAUAGGCCAGGCCUGGCCCCAGCUGUCUCACUCACCACAACCCCUGCAGCCCCUGGGACUCACUGCAUCCACCCUCCCUGCCCAGCCCACACAGGCCCCCACCAGCAAGGGAGUGGCCACCAGCCCCCUACCUACCCCCCGCUCUCCAGAGGCCUCACCCCUCCCCCUUUUACUGCAGACACCCACACCUGGCAAGGUAUCAGGUACCAUGGAGACAACCGGGGUGCCUACAACCUUCGCAGGGAGCCCCAACAUCACCGUCUCCUCCCGGUCUUCCCCUGCACCUCGCUUCCCACUCAUGACCAAAGCCGUGACAGCUCCAGGCCAUGGCUCCUUGCCUGUUAGGACGACCCCUCUACAGUCCUCCUUGUCGGCAAGUCCCUCCUUCAAGCCCGGGACUUCCUCUGAGGUGACCCCCAGGCCCCUCACCUCCUCAGGAUCCCAUGAGGCCUUGCCGAAACCUGCAGUAACCGAGGUCACGAACAAGACAGGGCUCCCCCAGCCCACCCAGACCCAGAGGGUGACAAGUCCCAGCAGUCCUCCAGCUGUGGCUGAGACAGCCACAGAACAGCUUGCUGUCCGCCCCCUCGUAACCAUGGGAGUCGAGGUGGUGCCGUCCACAGGAAAAGGCAAACCCGGGCACGGCCUGCCCAUGGGCCUGCCAGCAUCCCCUCGCCCAAUCCCACUCCCCACUGCCCCACCCCGCCCAGCCCAGCAUGUUGCGCCAGCCACUCGGCCCCCAGCUCGGCCUCCAGGGACCCCGGCUGCUGCCGCAGUAACCACAGUCGCUCACGGCCCGGGGGCCACGCCCCUGUUGUCUCUGGAGUCAACGCGGCCAUCCCAGCUCCUUUCUGGCCUGCCUCCAGACACCAGCCUGCCCCUGGCCAAGGUGGGCACGUCUGCCCCAGUGGCCGCACCUGGCCCCAAAGGCUCUGUCCUCAGCCCCCCUUUCCAACACCAGCCCACAGCUCUGGCCGUGGCCACGACCGCACCUGCUCGGACCCUCAGCCCAGCUCUGCCUUUCACCCCGGCUGUGAUGGGCCAGCUGCGCCCCCAGGCAACAGGCCCGGCCCCAGGCCUGCUUUCAGAAGCCGUGCUGCCAACUUCAGGGGUCGUGGCCGUGGCUGAAGGGGUGGUUUCCACAGUGUCUGCCGCCCCACAGAAGAGCACCCCGGGGACAGUGGCCUUCCUAUCCAAGCAAGCAUCCCCACCCACCUCUGCACCCAGCUCUGCCCAGGACAGGCCCUCACAGCUCGUGCCUGUGGUGGCCCACACACUUGUCCCCUGGGUGACUGAGGCCGAGGGCCCCUGGGCUGGCACUGUGCCCCCAGCACCCACAUCCCAUCCCCUGAGGCAUGUUUCAGCCAGGACGGCCUCCCGAGAGAGCUCCCUGGUCCUGCUGCCUCAGCUGGCGGAGGCCCUCAGGACCUCGGCCAGGCCUCGGCCACCAGCGCAGCCUGCGGGAGAGGCCACCACCCAGCAGUCUGAGCGCUCGGCCCCGGCCCAGAGCAGCACAGCGGGUUCUGUGGAGGCCUCCACAGCCUCUGCUGAGGCCAAUACCUCUGCCACCUGUGUGCCAAUCGCCGAGCAGGACUGCCCCCGCCACAUCUGCCUGGAGGGCCAGCUGCUCCGCGUGAACCAGUCCCAGCACUGUCCUCAGGGCGCUGCGCCUCUUCGCUGUGGGGUCCUGGGCCUCGCCGUGCGGGUGGGCGGGGACCGCUGCUGCCCGCUCUGGGAGUGUGCCUGCCGGUGCUCAAUCUUCCCAGACCUGAGCUUUGUGACCUUCGAUGGCAGCCACGUAGCCCUGUUCAAGGAGGCCAUCUACAUCCUCAGCCAGAGCCCGGACGAGAUGGUCACCGUCCACGUCCUCGACUGCAAAAGCGCCAACCUGGGGCACCUGAACUGGCCCCCAUUCUGUCUGGUGAUGCUGAAUGUGACUCACCUGGACCAUCAGGUCACCAUCGACCGCUUCAACCGGAGGGUGACGGUGGACUCACAGCCCGUGUGGCCCCCCGUGAGCAGGUAUGGGUUCCGAAUUGAGGACACAGGCCACAUGUACGUGGUCCGGACACCCGCACACAUCCAGAUACAGUGGCUCCACAGCUCGGGGCUCAUGAUCCUGGAGGCCAGCAAAGCCAGCGAGGCCCAGGGCCGGGGCCUGUGCGGUGUCUGUGACGGAGACGCGGCCAAUGACCUCACCCUGAAGGAUGGCUCUGUGGUGGGUGGGGCCGAGGACCCUGCUCCCUUUCUGGACAGCUGGCAGGUGCCCAGCUCCCUGACCUCGGUGGGCCAGACUCGCUUCCGCCCAGACAGCUGCGCCACGGCCGACUGCUCUCCCUGCCUUCGCAUGGUGUCCAACCGCACCUUCAGUGCCUGCCACCGCUUCGUCCCCCCGGAGUCGUUCUGUGAGCUGUGGAUCCGGGACACCAAGUACGUGCAGCAGCCCUGCGUGGCACUGACCGUGUACGUGGCCAUGUGCCACAAGUUCCACGUGUGCGUCGAGUGGCGGCGCUCCGACUACUGCCCUUUCCUGUGCUCCAGCGACUCCACCUACCAGGCAUGUGUGGCAGCCUGUGAGCCCCCCGAGACAUGCCAGGAUGGGAUGCUGGGCCCACUAGACCCGGAGCAGUGCCAGGUACUGGGGGAGGGCUGCGUCUGCUCAGAGGGCACCAUCUUGCACCGGCGCCACUCGGCACUCUGCAUCCCCGAGGACAAGUGUGCCUGUACUGACAGCUCUGGGGUGCCUCGGGCCCUUGGGGAAACCUGGAACAGCUCCCUCAGCGGCUGCUGCCAACAGCAGUGCCAGGCUCCAGACACCAUCGUCCCAGUGGACACGGGCUGCCCAGGCCCCCGCCCUGAGAGCUGUCCACGCUUCGGGGAGGUAGCCCUGCUCCUGCCCACUGAGGACCCCUGCUGCCUGGGGACAGUCUGUGUGUGUAACCAGACUUUGUGUGAGGGCCUCGCCCCCACCUGCCGCCCAGGCCACCGGCUCCUCACCCACUUCCAGGAGGACUCCUGCUGCCCCAGCUACAGCUGUGAGUGUGACCCCGAUCAGUGCGAGACUGAGCUGGUCCCCCGCUGCCGCCCGGACCAGAUCCUGAUCGCGGGCCGCCUGGGGGACUCGUGCUGCACCUCCUACUUCUGCGCCUGCGGCGACUGUCCAGACCCCAUCCCCGAGUGUCAGGAAGGGGAGGCGCUCACCGUGCUCAGGAACACCACGGAGCUCUGCUGUCCCCUGUACCAGUGCGUGUGUGAGAGUUUCCGCUGUCCCCAAGUGCAGUGUGGCCUGGGCACUGCCCUGGUGGAGGUGUGGAGCCCUGACCGCUGCUGCCCCUACAAGUCCUGUGAAUGUGACUGCGACACAAUCCCAGUGCCCCGGUGCCAUCUGUGGGAGAAGUCCCAGCUGGACGAGGAGUUCCUGCGCAGCGAGGAGAACGUGUGCGGCUGCGCCAAGUACGAGUGCGUGAAGGCCCCGGUGUGUCUGAGCCGCGAGCUGGGGGUGAUGCAGCCAGGACAGACGGUGGUGGAGCUCUCGGCAGACGGCGUGUGCCAUACCUCCCGCUGCACGGACGCGCUGGACCCCCUCACCAGCUUCUACCAGAUCAACACCACCUCCGUGCUGUGUGACGUCCACUGCGAGGCGAACCAGGAGUACGAGCACCCGCGGGACCUGGCAGCCUGCUGCGGCACCUGCAGGAACGUGUCCUGCCUCUUCACCUUCCCCAAUGGCACCACCUCCCUGUUCUUGCCCGGGGCAUCCUGGAUCGCAGAGUGCGCCCGCCACCACUGCAGCAGCACCCCCCUGGGCGCCGUGCUCGUCCGCUCACCCAUCAGCUGCCCGCCGCUCAACGAGACCGAGUGUGCCAAGGUUGGGGGCUCGGUGGUACCCUCCUUGGAAGGAUGCUGCAGGACAUGUAAGGAGGAUGGGCGCUCCUGCAAGAAGGUGACGAUCCGCAUGACCAUCCGCAAGAAUGACUGCAGGAGCCAUACCCCUGUGAACCUCGUGUCCUGUGAUGGCAGGUGCCCAUCCGCCAGCAUCUACAACUACAACAUCAACACCUACGCUCGCUUCUGCAAGUGCUGCCGCGAGGUGGGCCUGCAGCGGCGCUCGGUGCAGCUCUUCUGUGCCGCCAAUGCCACCUGGGUGCCCUACAUGGUGCAGGAGCCCACCGACUGUGCCUGCCAGUGGUCCUGAGGCCUGGGCCAGGGCUGGCUGGACCACCUU